UAUAUUGCUGGAAUCAAAAUAUAUAGUUUUUACCAAUUGUAAUUAAUAAAAGACAGCCUAUGUCAUCUCUCGAGGCUAAUAUGGCAAACACAAUAUCCAUUAUGUCGAAUGCCAUACGUAAUGUAGUAAGCAAGAAGCGCAUCCGAUUCGUAGAAAAGGGAUUUAAUUUGGAUCUUACCUAUAUUUGCGAUAACAUCAUUGCGAUGGGAUAUCCAGCACCCGACGCAAUUGAAGGCUUUUACAGAAAUCGUCUAGAGCAAGUGCAUAAGUUUUUCGAGGCGAAUCAUGCCGAUCAUUACAAAAUAUAUAAUUUGUGCAUAGAGCGCAACUACGACAGUAAUAAGUUUCAUGGGAGAGUUGCAAUUUAUCCGUUUGAGGAUCACAGCCCUCCUACAAUUGAGUUAAUGCAACGUUUUUGCCACGAUGUUGGGUCUUGGCUCAAAGCCGAUCCCUCCAAUGUCGUUGCCAUACACUGCAAAGCUGGCAAAGGAAGAACGGGUACCAUGAUUUGCGCUUAUUUGCUCCAUAGUAAAUUCAUGAGCACAGCUGAUAAAGCGUUGGCUUGGUAUGAUGCAAAGCGUACGAAGGAUCGAAAAGGCGUUACAAUUCCAUCUCAACGUAGAUAUGUUCAGUAUUAUUCAAUGUUAAACUCGUUAAGUUAUGAAACAAUAAGUCUUAACGUAUGUGAAAUUCGAUUUGCUGAGCCAAGCUGCUUGCAUAAUCUUGGUACAGUAGAAUGUUGUAUAUCGGAGUUACGGGACCCUGCUACUGAUAAAGUUAAGGCACAUCAACUCGAAACGUGGAAAAUUGAUUUUCAAACUACUGAUCGAGUGGACUUAAGCAACUCACUUCUAUUAGUUAAGGGCGAUGUUAAACUUGAUGUUAAACUUCUGCAAAAAUCUUCAAAGAAGGCUCUUUAUUGUCACCUGUGGAUCAAUUUAUUUUUUGUAGAGCACAGUGCAGAUUACGAAAUCGAUGGAACUACUGUUAAGUAUACGGUUAUCUUAAAUAAGAAUGAAAUAGAUGGUGCCCAUAAAGAUCAAGAGCAUAAAAUGUUUCCAGAGGACUUUAAGAUAUCAAUUGUGUUUAGCAAAGAGCACGGCUCGGAAGAUAUAGCAGCUGAAUAUGCAGCAAAUCAUAGAUGGAACAACAUACAAAAUACAGAUACUUAUCAUGAAAACAGCGAAGGCAAUCUUAAUAUUGGAGAGUACUCGGAUCCAAACUCCCCAUCUUCGAGUCAGUUUUUCGAGCGAAGUGGCCACCUUUCUACCAGUGAUGAAAGUUGUACAACAAAAUCUCAUCAAAUGGAGCAUAACGGAAAACUUAUUACAAAUAAUUGUGAAAUAUCAAGCAUCUCAAAAUUCCAAGCGACUGCAGCUAAACGCAAGCAACCUACAUUAAAAGCAUCAUUAUUAAGCGGCAAUAAUACCUCGUCAAACAAGGACAUCAAAAAGCUGCACAUGUUCAAUAACCCGUCCGCUACACAAUCCAGUUUCAUAGCAAAGCAAGAUUCAAGUAAAGCAUACGAAGCCUCGUCGGAGAUUCGAGACAUAUUUGAUCGUUGCAAUAUUCCUAAGUCCGAUAAAAUCUUCGAACAAGAUGUGUACAGUAUCUGUAAUCAGGAUGUUGAAGAUGGCGGUGAGGAUUGGGAAUCCGUUCAUUUAUUCACAACUACAAGGCGAAAUUCGAGCUCAAGGGACAAAACAAAUGAAGAAGCGGAUGAAAGAAAGGGAAGCCAUCAACAAAAAAUACGAAUGAAGUAUAAAAAGAGCAAACUGAAAUUUUCACAAAAAUUACAAUGGAUCCAGAACUAUUUUCGGUCAGAUCCUAUUAAUUUCAUACAGAAAUUAAUACCAUCAAAUGCCGUUCGAAUUCGAAAUAAUUCUAACAUGUUUGCUCCUAGGGGAGGCACAUCUAUUAAGCUUCCCGAAGUGUCAACAUCAAAUCAUCUCACUCUAAGUCGGAACGUCUCAACGUCUUGUCCGAAUUUCUUAAAUAGACAGUUUUGAUCGAUACUAAAUCGAUAAGAACUUGACCGAAACACACUCUCCGACACAUUUUUAAAGUGCCUAUAAAAUUUGAUUAUUUUAUAUCUAGAUAUAAUGAUGAUGAUAAUCAUUGUCAAAUCAAAUAUUCGUGAUAAACUUUAAAAUUUCAACAACGCAUCUGCUUGAUAUCACGCUUAAAGAAAAUUACAUAUAUACUAUACAUAUAUGUAUAUAAUACUAAUGCCAUAAAACAUUUAAGCGUGAACUAUCUUUAUUGAUAGUAUAUGUAUAUGUAGAGCACUGGUGUUCAAAUCUUCCAAUAAUUGUUCUCAUAGUAAGUGGGCGUGCUUCGCAAAUUCAAAAAAAAACAUUUGCGUUUGUUUGAACAUCACUGAUACGCACCUAAUCUUAUGUCCACAUUAGUUUAGAAUUGCUAAAUAUUUAGUUCUUUAAGUUGAAUAGUUUAUUCAAUAAACGCUAACAAUAUACCUAAUUGCAUAAAUAUGUAUGUACAUUCAAUCGGUCUAAUAAAACCUUUACCACAUAAUCUUAAAUUUCGACAGGACAUUCCCGUUGAUAUGUCCAACGUUUAAAACGCAGGGUGCAGUGUUAUACAGAUGCAUACAUACAAAUAUAUGUAUCUAUGUGUAUUAUAUAUAUAUAUACAGAGAUACAUAUCGUAUAUAUGUACAUAUGUUUGUAUCUCUUAAAUUAGUAAUAGUAGGUGUAGUUGUCCAACCUGCAGGCAUUUAACUUUCAUUUAAAUUAAUAUUCCGAGCCUUUUAAAUAAGUAAUUAUGUUUCAUCUCAAUUGUCUUAAAUUACACAGGAUGUUCUAAUUUUAACUAUUAUUAACGAUUAUGCUACGAGCAAUUUCUAUAUAAUAAAUACAUCGUAUAUGUAUGUGAGUAUGUAUGUGUGCCUGUGUUAGUGUGUAUGUUAACUGAAGAACAAUUCUGUUGCUUAAUAAAUA
This is a messenger RNA of Drosophila busckii, 2960 nucleotides long. RefSeq names its product phosphatidylinositol 3,4,5-trisphosphate 3-phosphatase and dual-specificity protein phosphatase PTEN (gene Pten). Gene Ontology annotation, biological process: cell motility; phosphatidylinositol dephosphorylation; protein dephosphorylation. The transcript has 10 exons. Lineage: Eukaryota; Metazoa; Arthropoda; Insecta; Diptera; Drosophilidae. Bases 60 to 2009 code for a protein of 649 amino acids. Gene Ontology annotation, molecular function: phosphatidylinositol-3,4,5-trisphosphate 3-phosphatase activity; protein tyrosine phosphatase activity. The record is from RefSeq and is a predicted model, not a curated record. Gene Ontology annotation, cellular component: nucleus; cytosol; cell projection.